AUGCAAGAGAAUCUGCAAAAACCGUAUGUCGAAAUAGUCGAGCAGCCGAACAAAGCUUUGAGAUUUCGUUACGAAUGCGAAGGAAGAUAUGCUAGCUGCAUACCGGGCAUUAGCUCGACUCCUGGUAACAAAACUCAUCCAGAAAUACGAAUAAUUGGUUAUAAAGGUCCGGCUGUUGUGAUCGUCUCAUGCGUUACCAAGGAUGAGCCUUAUAGGCCGCAUCCUCAUAGAUUGGUUGGUUUAAAAUGUAGUAGCGGUAUUUUUCGUGACGAUAUCAAUGAGGACACCAUGUCAAUGACAUUCAAUCAUUUGGGUAUACAAUGUGUAAGAAAGAAAGACAUCGAAGAGGCAUUGAGUGAACGUGAAGGAAGAAAGGUAGAUCCCUUUCAGACGGGAUUUUCCCAUCAUAGCAUUGAUUUGAGUGCCGUACGACUAUGUUUUCAAGUGUAUAUACCACCGACUUACUAUCCUCUUGCUCCCAUUGUAUCGGAGCCUAUUCAUGAUCAAAAGUCAAAGACCGAUCUUGUAAUCCGUCGUCUAUGCACUUGUGCAGGCAGCGUGAAGGGCAAUUCUGAAAUGAUUUUGUUAUGCGAUAAGGUAUCGAAAACCGACAUUAAAGUACGAUUUUAUGAGCAAAACACCGGCUGGACAGCAUACGGUUUAUUCGAGCAAAAAGAUGUGCACAAGCAGACGGCCAUUGUGUUUAGGACACCGAAAUAUCACAAUCUAAAUAUAACAAAGCCGGCUACUGUUACAAUACAAUUAGAGCGCAUAUCAGAUGGAGCUUUAAGCGAAUCGUAUGCCUUCGAUUAUAUACCAUUAGAUGUCGUUCCCGGGUAUUUAAAGCAAAAACGCCAAAAAAUUAAUCAAUCGGGUGGUCCUAAAUAUCAUUUAAUGAAUUACGGCAAUGCCAGCGUAACAUAUUUGAAUCCGAUCAACAUGCAAUGCCAACAGCAAGGUGUGAAUUUGUAUGCACAGCCAGAGAUAUCCUUCGAUAAUUUUGGUGAUAUUCAUAAUAUAGCUUCUACGGUGCAAACGACAAACGCAUUGGAUAACUUCAAUCAACAAGCACAAUGCGGAGGAAACAACUUAGGAAUGAAUGCCGUCUUCUGUCCACAAAUCUUUAACAAUAUGUGCCAAUUUAAUCAAACAGCGCAAUACAAUAUGAGUUUGCAAAAUGCAGGAGCUGCGAAUUCGCCAAUGUUGAGGAAUGGGUCGCAGAACAUAGCCGUCGGUAGCCACAACGAUUCCAGCCAAAUGAAGGUCGAAGGUUUACAACAAAUUUUACAAAAUCAAAUACCAGUAAAUGGCUUAUCAAACCUCUCCAUAGGGGAGAACUUGCUUUAA
Messenger RNA from Glossina fuscipes, 1347 nucleotides. RefSeq names its product embryonic polarity protein dorsal-like. Gene Ontology annotation, molecular function: DNA-binding transcription factor activity; DNA binding. The transcript has a single exon. Gene Ontology annotation, biological process: regulation of DNA-templated transcription; cellular response to stress; inflammatory response. The record is from RefSeq and is a predicted model, not a curated record. Lineage: Eukaryota; Metazoa; Arthropoda; Insecta; Diptera; Glossinidae. Gene Ontology annotation, cellular component: cytoplasm. The coding region runs from base 1 to 1347 and encodes 448 amino acids.